This is a messenger RNA of Pedinophyceae sp. YPF-701, 1320 nucleotides long. The record is from the annotation of a GenBank genome assembly. NCBI's taxonomy places the organism in Eukaryota, Viridiplantae, Chlorophyta, Pedinophyceae.
AUGAUGGGGGUGAGGCUGCGCGUACAGCGCCUCAAUGGUACCGGCAAUGCCAGCGUCCGCGUCCCCACUCGCAUGCGCAAGUCCGGCGUCGACGUCGCAUCGAAGAACAAGCAGUUCUCCAAAACCGCCGCGCGCGAGUCUGCGAUCAAGGCCGAGUCGUCCACGGCGACCUACGAGCGGGAGGCUGCGACCGAGGACAAGAGCCAGUGGCAGUCUCUGCAGCCCGCGCUGGCCGUCAACUCCCCGAACGGCUCCGCGAGCGCGGGGGGGCCGGAGUCGCGCCCCCCGCGGUUCCUCAAGUGGGUCGCGAAUGAGCGCGAGGAGGUCCGCACCAUCAACUACAGCAUCAACCUGGGGGCCAUCCUGCUGUUCGCCGGCGCGGCCGUCACCAAGAUGCUCACCGUCGACGCCGACAUCUCCCGCGGGUGGACGAUGUACGAGGUCCUCACGCGCGUCCCCAAGGACAACUGGCUGUGGUACGAGUCGUGCCUGGAGAACAACCCGAUCCUCGCGAAGGCGACCAUUUCGGGCAUUGUGUACACCAUCGGCGACCUGACCGCGCAGACUUACGAGGGCCGCGGGCUGGACGACCUGGACCGCGGACGCGUGCUGCGGUCCGGCCUGGCGGGCUUCAUCGGCCACGGCCCGCUCUCGCACUGCUGGUACCUCUUCUGCGACAGCGCCUUUGCCAACCUGUACAUCCCCCCCUCCAACUGGCUCUCCAGCGAGGCGAACGUGACGCUGGCCAAGGUGCUCGUGGACCAGACGGCGUGGUCGUUCACGUGGAACAGCAUCUACUACCUCCUCCUCGGCGCGAUGCGCUUCGAGCGCCCGAAGCAGACGCUCAAGACCAUCGGCGAGACCUGGUACACGCUCCUGUCGGCGGGGUGGAAGCUGUGGCCGUUCGCGCACAUCAUCACGUACGGCGUGGUGCCGCAGGAGCACCGCCUGCUGUGGGUCGACAUGGUCGAGAUCGUCUGGGUGACGAUCCUGUCGUUCAUCGGCAACCAGAACCGCGACGGCAAGGAGAAGGACGUCGCGGAGGCCGCCGCGGAGGUCGCCGACCUCACUGCGGCCGCGGGCGGCAGCGCCGUCGCGCUGCCCGAGGCGGCGCCCGCGGCGGCGACGUGUCCGCUGCCCGGCGGCCAGAACAGCAUGGUGGAGAUGAUGCGCGGGAUCGAGGAGGAGAGCAGCGUCAUCUUCGUGAACGAGGAGGGCGACGAGGUGGUCAAGGACCUGGCGGACGUCUACGAGGACCCCGCGCCGCCGACGGAGAAGGAGUUCGAGGAGGCGCGGCAGGAGAACGUGUGGGUGGAGUGA